AUGGAUUCGAAGGCUCUCCUCUGCUGCACUGUAGCUCUGAUCGUUUUGUUUCUGCCGUUGAGUGCUUCCGACGACCGGCUUGUCCCUGGCAAGCCGCUGUCUCCCGGCAACAUCAUCGUCUCCGAUGGCGGCACCUUCGCGUUGGGCUUCUUCAUCCCCUCCAACUCCACUCCAUCCAAGGUUUACCUUGGCAUAUGGUACAACGACAUCCCUGAGUUCACGGUUGUGUGGGUUGCUAACCGUGAAACCCCAGGCACCAACAACACUUCCUCUGCACCGAUGCUCUCCCUCACCAACACCUCAAAUUUCAUCAUCUCCGAAGGUAAUAGUGGUGGCCGUGUCCUUUGGACGACGGCCAACAUGACCACUACCAUUGGCUCAUCUACCCCAACAGCGGUGCUUCUGAACACCGGCAACCUCGUCAUCCGGUCGGCAAACGGUACCACGGUGUGGCAGAGCUUCGACCACCCCACGGACACGCUCCUCCCUGGGAUGAAAAUGCGGAUCAAAUACAGCUCGCCCGACACUCGCGAUCAUCUAGUAUCCUGGAAGGGCCCCGGCGACCCUUCGCCGGGGCGCUUCUCCUUCGGUGGCGACCCAGACACACCCCUCCAAGUAUUCCUGCGAGACGGGGAGAGCUUGGUGACUCGUAGCAACCCAUGGACAGGGAUCCAAGUGGUUAGCUUUAGCCAACAACAGCUAGUAGGGGCAACGAACGUCAGUGAUGUUAUCAUCUACAUGGCCAUCGUCGACAACGGUGAUGAGAUCUAUUCCACAUAUAGCCUCUCUGAUGGCGCCCCGCCCACAAGGUCAGUGUUGAGCUAUUCUGGUCAGGUUCACAUUGAGAUCUGGAGUAGCAGGUUGUCGGUGUGGGUUGUCGUUUCGAUGUGGUCUGCUGAUUGCAACCGCUAUGCUUACUGUGGCCCAUAUGGCUACUGCGACGAGACAGUCGUGCCUAUCCCAACUUGCAAGUGCCUAGAUGGCUUCGAGCCAGCAAACAAGGAGGAGUGGACUAGAGGCAAGUUCUUGGCGGGGUGCCGGCGGAAGGAGCUGUUGCACGGGUGCACAAGUAGUUACGUGGCCAUGUUGGGGAUGAAGUCACCAGAUAAAUUUGCGCUCGUCAGAGGGGGCAAAAGUAAGCCUGAGGAGUGUGUGGCGGAGUGCAACCGCAACUGCUCCUGUGUGGGGUAUGUGCAUCGCAACGUCAGUAGUGGCAGUUUCGGAGGAGCCACGACAAUGUGCUUGCUAUGGGCUGGGGAUUUGAUUGACACUGGAAAAUUACGUGAGCCCGGUGGAGAGACGCUCUAUCUCCGACUUGCAGGUAAAAGGCGAAAAAUCAAUGCAGUUAGGAUUAUGCUGCCAGUUCUAAGCAGUAGUGUUCUCAUACUCGUAUGCAUCUCUCUUGCAUGUUUAAAAUGCAAAGGCAAGAACAAAAAUUGGAGAAAGCACAAGAAUAUAAUAUUGGAUGGUCUAAGUACGUCCGAAGAACAUGGCGGAAAAGGCCCUCCUCAUGAUGAAGAUUUUCUGUUCGUAAGAUUAGAAGAAAUUGUUCUUGCGACCAACAGUUUCUCUGAAGCAUGUAAGAUUGGACAUGGAGGAUUUGGCAAAGUUUACAAGGGGCUAUUAGGUGGUCAAGAAGUCGCAAUCAAGAGGCUAAGUAGAGAUUCUCAACAAGGAACAACAGAAUUCAGGAACGAAGUAAUUCUAAUUGCAAAAUUGCAACAUAGAAACUUGGUUCGACUUCUUGGGUGUUGUGACGAAGGAGAUGAAAAGCUCUUGAUAUAUGAGUAUCUUCCUAACAAGAGCUUAGAUGCUACCCUUUUUGAUGACUCAAGAAAAUUGUUGUUGGAUUGGGCAACACGGUUCAGUGUAAUCAAAGGGGUUGCAAGGGGGCUUCUAUAUCUUCAUGAAGACUCAAGGUUCACCAUAAUUCAUAGGGACCUAAAAGCUGGAAAUAUUUUGCUAGAUGCAUAUAUGAAACCCAAGAUAGCAGAUUUUGGUAUGGCGAGGAUCAUUGGUGAUAACCAGCAAAACGCAAAUACCCAACGUGUAGUUGGAACAUAUGGCUACAUGGCUCCUGAGUAUGCAAUGGAAGGUUUCUUCUCUACCAAGUCUGAUGUCUAUAGCUUUGGCGUGUUACUACUGGAGGUUGUAACUGGUAUAAGGAGAAACUCCAAUAGUCAAACCAUGGGAUUCCCUAGCCUCACUGUAUAUUCAUGGAAUAUGUGGAACGAAGAGAAGACCGAGGAAUUGCCAGACUCAUCUAUCGAAAAUACUUCACCAGAAGAAGUUUUGCUUUGUGUCCAUCUUGCACUCUUGUGUGUCCAAGAGAACCCAGACGACAGGCCGCUAAUGUCAUCAGUUGUGUUUGUCCUAGAGAAUGGAAGCACCACACUUGCAACCCCCAAUCGCCCUGCCUAUUUUUCACGGCGGAAUGUUGAAGUGGAUGAAUUAAGAAAUGAUAUCCACACUUGCGUGAAUAGUUUGACUCUUAGCGAGAUAGAUGGCCGGUGA
Molecule: messenger RNA, 2514 nt
Organism: Triticum aestivum (bread wheat)
Lineage: Eukaryota; Viridiplantae; Streptophyta; Magnoliopsida; Poales; Poaceae
Product: G-type lectin S-receptor-like serine/threonine-protein kinase At1g11300
Exons: 7
Coding region: 1-2514 (837 amino acids)
Biological process (GO): protein phosphorylation; recognition of pollen
Cellular component (GO): plasma membrane
Molecular function (GO): ATP binding; protein serine/threonine kinase activity
Source: RefSeq, a predicted model, not a curated record